Tarenaya hassleriana is the source of this 1341-nucleotide messenger RNA. Its product is annotated as peroxidase 65-like. Gene Ontology annotation, biological process: response to oxidative stress; hydrogen peroxide catabolic process. The record is from RefSeq and is a predicted model, not a curated record. NCBI's taxonomy places the organism in Eukaryota, Viridiplantae, Streptophyta, Magnoliopsida, Brassicales, Cleomaceae. Gene Ontology annotation, molecular function: heme binding; peroxidase activity. The transcript has a single exon. Bases 162 to 1157 code for a protein of 331 amino acids.
CCCCUCGUAUCGUAGCCACCCUCUCUCUCUCUCUCUUCUCCACUAGAGAGAGAGCCAUGAAAUAAUCUCUUACCUCUCUCUCUCUAUUCCCCAAGAGAAGUCUGCCCUUCUGUAGACCUCUCUCAAUUCAUUAAUAGCGUUAAUUAUUGCAAUAUCGUCGAAUGGUCAGGAUGGAUAUUCUACGUGUUUUUCCUCACAUUCUCCUUCUAUUUCUCGUCCUUGGCCCGAUCUUCUCCUCGGCCGUGGACCUACGUCCGGACUACUACCGGAAAACGUGCCCUGAUUUCAAUAAAAUCGUACGAGAGACGGUCACGGCCAAGCAGGUUCAACAGCCAACGACCGCGGCCGGGACCCUACGUCUUUUCUUCCACGACUGCUUCUUAGAAGGAUGCGAUGCGUCCGUACUGGUGGCCACGAACUCUUUCAACUCGGCCGAACGGGACGAUGACCUGAACGAGUCCCUCCCCGGUGACGCCUUCGACAUCGUCACUCGUAUCAAGACAGCCCUUGAACUCUCUUGCCCUGGCGUCGUCUCCUGUGCCGAUGUCCUCGCCCAGGCCACGCGUGAUCUCGUCACCAUGGUUGGAGGUCCUUUCUUCGAAGUCAAGCUCGGUCGGAAAGAUGGGUUGGUGUCCAGAUCUAACAAGGUACGAGGAAACCUACCGAUGCCGAACCAGACGGUCGACCAGAUCUUCGGAAUGUUCAAGAAGAACGGUUUCACUCUCCGGGAGAUGGUGGCGUUGAGCGGAGCUCACACCAUUGGAUUCUCUCACUGCAAGGAAUUCAGCGACCGGAUCUUCGGGUCACGUGCCGAUAAGGAGAUCAACCCUCGAUUCGCGGCUGCCCUCAAGGAUCUUUGCAAGAACUACACGGCCGACGACACGGUCGCGGCCUUCAACGACGUGAUGACGCCCGGGAAAUUCGACAACAUGUACUUCAAGAAUCUGAGGAGAGGGUUGGGGCUGUUGGCUUCGGACCAUGUUUUGUUUAAGGACAGGAGAACGAGGAGGUUCGUGAAAUUAUACGCGGCGAACCAGACAGUGUUCUUCGAUGAUUUCGCACGUGCGAUGGAGAAACUCGGCCAGGUCGGCGUCAAGGGCGAUGGAGAAGGAGAGGUGAGGCGCAGGUGCGACCAUUUCAACGAUCUAAACGUAUGAGAAAAACGUUCUGAUGGUCUGCUUGUUCCGUUUGUCAUGAACUAUAUUACAAAGUGCGUAUAUAUAUAUAUAUAUAUAUAACCAUUCAGGGGGUGGGAUUUACAUUUUCUUUUCAUGGAAAAUGCGAUUGUUAUAUGAAGGUAUAGAUGUCAUAUUAUGGAGAUUCUAGAUCAAGUUUUAUCUA